AUGUCUCUACUAGACCCUCGCCAGUUUUUGAUCCCUGCUUUCUAUCUCGAUCCUACGACUCAAGCAUUGCUAGCUCAAGUUUCUGCUCAAAGUUCCUCUGGUGGCGGCAAGAUCAAUCUGGCCAAUUCAUUUAGAAUUUCCGAUCUUCUCGAUGCAUCGAAUCAUCAUUCCAACGAACCAGAUCCAUCUCCCACAUCCAACAACUCAUCCGAAUCUCCAUCAUCGCCGCGAGCAGGGAGUCCGAAUACCGAGAGAUCUGUCAAUGAGAGUCCGACGUGUGUGGGAUCCAAAAAGGCCAGGAAGGCAAGGACGAUUUUCACGGACAAGCAACUCCAGGAGCUAGAGAAUACAUUUGAGAAACAAAAGUAUCUAUCUGUACAAGACCGAAUGGAGUUAGCUCACCGAAUGGGAUUAACCGAUACACAAGUGAAGACGUGGUAUCAGAAUAGAAGAACCAAAUGGAAGAGACAAGCGUCGGUUGGAAUGGAUCUACUACAUGAUGCUGGAAACAUGGCAGCUGUUCAACAACUUCUUAGGACCAACCCAUACUGGGCAAAUUAUCUCUCUCAAAACACUACCAUGUUUGGAGGAGCCACCGGCCGUCCGAUGUUCAAUCCAAUGAUGGUUCCUGGAGCAGCUAUGGUUCCUAAUGGCAAUGCUCAAAUCUCCCUGCUCCAAUUUCUAGCUGCACAAAAUAUGAAGGAUGGUUCCAGCUCUCCGAAGGAUACACCUUCAGUGUCUCCCGACUCUGUGAAAAAGUCUCCUGAAUCUAAAGAUAAUAAGGAAGCGGAUGAAAAAGAUGAAUGA
Molecule: messenger RNA, 807 nt
Organism: Caenorhabditis briggsae
Lineage: Eukaryota; Metazoa; Nematoda; Chromadorea; Rhabditida; Rhabditidae
Gene: Cbr-ceh-31
Product: Protein CBR-CEH-31
Exons: 3
Coding region: 1-807 (268 amino acids)
Biological process (GO): regulation of transcription by RNA polymerase II
Cellular component (GO): nucleus
Molecular function (GO): RNA polymerase II transcription regulatory region sequence-specific DNA binding; DNA-binding transcription factor activity, RNA polymerase II-specific
Source: RefSeq, a predicted model, not a curated record